UUUCUCGCUCCUUGGUUGGUUGUGGGGUUGCGUGUGUGUUACCGGUAUGCCUGAGCCCGCGAAGUCGGCGCCGGCUCCGAAGAAGGGGUCGAAGAAAGCGGUGACCAAGGCGCAGAAGAAGGAUGGCAAGAAGCGCAAGCGCAGUCGUAAGGAGAGCUACUCGGUGUAUGUGUAUAAGGUGCUGAAGCAGGUGCACCCGGACACGGGCAUCUCGUCCAAGGCCAUGGGCAUCAUGAACUCGUUCGUGAACGACAUCUUCGAGCGCAUCGCGGGCGAGGCGUCGCGUUUGGCGCACUACAACAAGCGCUCGACCAUCACGUCGCGGGAGAUCCAGACGGCCGUGCGGCUGCUGCUGCCUGGCGAGCUGGCGAAGCAUGCCGUGUCGGAGGGCACCAAGGCCGUCACCAAGUACACCAGUGCUAAGUGAGCCCGCGAGUGAGGGUCUCGCUGCCCCCAAAGGCUCUUUUCAGAGCCACUUAAGGCUGUCAAUAUUGGGUGCUGUACACGUGGGGUGUAAGCUGUGGUUCGUUCGGAGUACAGAGCUCUGUGACCGGAUAAAGGGAAUGCUGCUGUCUAAGCGUGGUGCUUGCAACGGCUGGGUUA
Molecule: messenger RNA, 603 nt
Organism: Heterocephalus glaber (naked mole-rat)
Lineage: Eukaryota; Metazoa; Chordata; Mammalia; Rodentia; Bathyergidae
Product: histone H2B type 1-K
Cellular component (GO): nucleosome
Molecular function (GO): protein heterodimerization activity; structural constituent of chromatin; DNA binding
Source: RefSeq, a predicted model, not a curated record